Aspergillus viridinutans is the source of this 1047-nucleotide messenger RNA. RefSeq lists its product as uncharacterized. The transcript has a single exon. The record is from RefSeq and is a predicted model, not a curated record. The coding region runs from base 1 to 1047 and encodes 348 amino acids. Lineage: Eukaryota; Fungi; Ascomycota; Eurotiomycetes; Eurotiales; Aspergillaceae.
AUGUCUGAAUCAAAGAGCAUCCUCAUCCCCAGAAACAGAACUGCAUGGCGCAAAUUAGCCGCUAGGCACGGAGCAAGCGACAUGACAGUCAAUACCAUUCGGGUGAUGAAGUCUGGGUCCUUGGUCACACCCCAGCAAUUCCUUACAUUCCGCGUUAUUUGGCCUGAUCGCAAAGAGCCGAAACAUUUCUAUGGUAAGAAGGAAAGGGAGGAUAGCCAAGAAAUGGCGAAGAUCUUCAAACAGAACCGAGCGUUCAACGAGUCCUUCGAAACCUACCUGACGGGGAUCACAAGGAACUGGGGCCCUGCGGACGUGACGGGAGUAUUUCAGCUCGUCAGAAAGUAUCAAAUGCAAGUCGACAAUCAGAUUCCAACAAAGGGAUCAACAGACCCAAUGUCGACCAACAUUAGGAUGAGCCCAACUCCAACGCCCGGCCCGGCAACAUCGUCCGAUGGAUCCCGGGGGAGCCAACCGCCCGUCGAAAGCAGCUCGAAGCAAAGCGACCCAAGUCAGAGUCAAACACCAGCGGCUGAGCCGGGGUCGAGCCGAGCGCCCACCGAAAGCAGCUCAGCGUCAACUGACUCACACGGGACACCAGCGGCCGAGCAGGAGGGGAAGAUAUUUGAACGAACUACCGACGAGCAAUAUGUCAAUCAGGCGCUGAUAACAUUUCUCGACGCGGUAACCGUCAAUCUCCCCGAAGUCAAGUGUCACUGGGGUAUACGACGUCUCCCGUUCAAGGUCGAGUUCGCUCUAGCCAGCAUGGAGGCCCACACAGAUGGUUAUCUGUACGGGCUCAAGGCCAACAACGAAGCCUUCGCAAUUGUGGAAACCAAGGCUCAUUCCCGAAAAAGACGCGGCGAAGGCUCCCGAAUCUACAUGCAAGAAUCCGCCGAAAUGGUCGCUUGGAUAUUCAGGGAUGCGAAUGACGGCCGCGAAGUGCCCCUUAAGGAUAACCGGCAAGUUUGUCUUUCAUUGGGCAUUGCUGGCUGGGUGCUAAUACUCUAUGUCAUUAAGACGCCUUCUUGUCUCCCAAGAUCGACAUGA